AUGUCUGAUGAAGUUAUCUGGCAGGUCAUAAAUCAACACUUCUGCGCAUACAAGUUAAAAACCGACAAAGGUCAAAAUUUCUGCAGAAACGAAUACAACGUCACUGGUUUUUGUUCCCGGCAAUCGUGUCCUUUGGCUAAUGCGAGAUACGCAACGGUAAAAAAUGUGGGCGGUAGACUGUAUCUUUACAUGAAAACGGCCGAGAGGGCGCACACGCCGGCCAAAAUGUGGGAAAGAAUAAGGCUGUCAAAGAACUACGCGAAAGCAUUAAAACAAGUGGACGACCAACUGCUGUACUGGAACAAAUUUCUAAUUCACAAAUGCAAGCAGAGACUGACUCGUCUGACACAGGUGGCAGUUACAGAAAGACGCAUGGAACUCAGAGAAGAAGAAAGACACUACGUAGGGAUCGCGCCCAAAGUCAAAAGAAGAGAGGAAAACCGUGAACGUAAGGCCCUGGGUGCGGCGAAGAUCGAGAAGGCCAUUGAAAAGGAGCUGUUGGAGAGACUCAAGAGCGGUGCAUACGGUGACAAGCCUUUGAAUGUCGACGAAAAAAUCUGGAAGAAGGUUUUGGGUCACGUCGAGGAGGACCAGGACGAAGACGAGAACGAGUACGAGGACGAAGACGAGAAAGAAAGCGAUGCAGAGAUCGAGUACGUCGAAGAUGACGUGGACGACGAAGAGCUUGUUGACGUGGAGGACCUGGAGAGAUGGCUUGACGACCCCAACGCCUCGCACAGUGAUGAAGACUCGGACUCUGACGCUGAGGACACUACCAGUGGCAGCAGUGGUGACGAGAAUGACGACGAGGAAACCAAAAACCAGAAACGCAGAAAACUGGCCGCGGCCGCUGCCAGAAAGAAGCGUCCCAGAGUUGAAAUUGAAUACGAAGAGGAAACUCAACCGCAACAGCAGGAACUGGCUCGCUAG
Molecule: messenger RNA, 930 nt
Organism: Lachancea meyersii CBS 8951
Lineage: Eukaryota; Fungi; Ascomycota; Saccharomycetes; Saccharomycetales; Saccharomycetaceae
Source: the annotation of a GenBank genome assembly